Fusarium odoratissimum NRRL 54006 is the source of this 1296-nucleotide messenger RNA. RefSeq lists its product as uncharacterized. The record is from RefSeq and is a predicted model, not a curated record. The transcript has a single exon. Lineage: Eukaryota; Fungi; Ascomycota; Sordariomycetes; Hypocreales; Nectriaceae. The coding region runs from base 1 to 1296 and encodes 431 amino acids.
AUGUCGAAAAACUUCUUUGUUCGCGACAUCCUGGCCAGAGAAAUAGCGCCUCUGUACGAAUUCAACGUUGAUCUUGAUGAUGCUCUCCUGGAGCCCUUGAAGAAGAUCUGGGCGCUCAGUGGAAAUCGCGAGCGUUUCGACUGGGAUUUCACAGAUUUUGACGCCACUUCUUUCCGUACAACGGUUGGAGCACUUUCACCGCAAGAACUAGAAGAUCUUGGUGGUAUCCGACGAAGGGAAUAUUGGUACAACGAUCCAACAGAAUCUGACGAGUAUAUUCUUCACGCAGGAAAGAUGCCACGGUGGGACUGUGGCGAGCAAGACCACUGUGAUUUCGAGUGGACGUGGGAGGGUUCUGACGGUCCCAUCGAUGGGUAUCUGGAAUACCACUUUCUGAUCGAUAAUGAUCCUAACCGGCGCAUCUGGCACGGGAUUUCGAGCUUUCGCAGAUCACAUCAACUCUGUCGGGAUGCCAGGCAAAAGUCUGAGGCGCAUAUCGGACGACAACAACACCAAGCAUUCGACCAGGUCGCCUGUCGCCAUCGUCUCCCUCCCGAAUUGCGGAAUCAAAUCCUAGGUUAUGUCGAGUAUCGCGACCCAUUUCCCUACCUGGAGAAGCUCGACCUCGCAGAGGCAUAUGUCCCCUUCCCCAGAGUCGGUGGAAGCUGUACCCAUUGCGAUAACACCAAAGGAGAAACAACUGCCAAACGAACCUGUCCCCAGAAAGCCAUGCACGUAUGGAACCUGGCCCUGCGCCGAUUUCACACGUUCCAUAAGAUCAACUGCCAAACAUGGUCACUUUGCGCUCAACACGACUGCAAAGGACACCACGAGGACUACAACUGGAAAGUCGAUAGAGAUCCUGGUUUCAGCACAUAUCUAGAAUCUCAAGCCGCACGGGGUAAUGAUAAAUUUGUUUCCCUGGACCACGUUGGCUUCGGGCCCAUGAACCCCAUCCGAAUAGAGCCAUUAGAAGACUGGAUACGACAGGAUGCGCUAUUCAGAGGCAACGGUGUCUACGAUGAAGCACGCGAGGACAUACUCAUGAUCGGAGGCCUCGGGGGAUUGAAGGAUGCCAUGAUUCAUGGACGAACCUUGACGGCUGGGUGGGAGGGAGAUACCGAGCUAUGGUAUAACGAUGAGGAAGAGGGCGUCCGGGAUAUGCCAACUACAUGGCAAUACGGACGGAAUUUGUACUCUGAGAAGGUCGCCAAGGAGGUUAUGAGAGGAUUGCACUCGGAAGCCAAUUGUGACUGGUGUAUCAAUGUGCCGGAUGAAUUUGAGUUGAUCAUGUAG